This is a messenger RNA of Eriocheir sinensis (Chinese mitten crab), 1851 nucleotides long. Its product is annotated as protein RRP5 homolog. Gene Ontology annotation, molecular function: RNA binding. NCBI's taxonomy places the organism in Eukaryota, Metazoa, Arthropoda, Malacostraca, Decapoda, Varunidae. Gene Ontology annotation, cellular component: nucleolus; small-subunit processome. Bases 1399 to 1770 code for a protein of 123 amino acids. The transcript has 5 exons. Gene Ontology annotation, biological process: rRNA processing. The record is from RefSeq and is a predicted model, not a curated record.
CCUCCAUGAUAGAAUUAAAUAUACACAUUAGCUCAUGCAAAACACCAUAAAAUAUGGCAAAAGGGAUACCUGUACUAUCUGUUGUCAGGGUGGUUGUUGCGGCAUGUACCGCCCUCCUUCCUUAAGGUAUAUCCUCAAGAAAAUACAAAAUAAAAAGCAUGAAAAAAUAUUAAAAAUACCAAUAUUCCCGCAGACUGUUUGAUUGGACAUAUCUUCCAAAACGUCAAUUUCUCCCAAUUUGUAAGAAUCUCCAUGAAGUGAAAUCUUUACUAAAAAAAUUAGCACGUAAAGGAGUCGGAGUCGCUCAUAUUUUUACCGACUCCGACUCCGACUCCGACUCCGACUCUGACUCCAAUUCCGACUCCGACUCCGACUCCGACUCCGACUCUGACUCCAAUUCCGACUCCGACUCCGACUCCGACUCCGGCCAAAAGUAGCCGACUCCUCAACUCCUCGACUCCGACUCCGACUCCGACUCCACACCCCUGGAAAAAACCACGAAACUGUAAUAUUUUGAUGUUAUUUUUAUAAUGAAAUCUGUAUGUGUAAACUGACGAUAUAAUUUAAGUUAAAUAACAGUUUUGCUUACUAAAAUGAGGAAAUUGAAAAAACACGACAUUGUGCAAUAUGAAUGCAGAUUACAACACCGUGUAUUGUACAGUAGUGGUUAUUCUCUCGGACCCAAUGUACCCCCUGAAAAGUGCAAAUGUACCCCUGGGGGUACAUGUACCCCAGGUUGGGAACCCCUGCUCUAAGCCCUGAUUAAUAAAAGAAAAAUUAGCAUGAAUGUAACAUAUUUUAACCCAUCCGCUGCAAUUGGCACAGAUUUGGCUUUCAGUGGUAGCUUAGUAACAUAUGCUCCCAGGUCUCUCUGGCUCUGUGGUGGAUAGUGGAGUGUUUCCCAUGUGGUAUUGGUAUACAGGAUAUCCCCUCCCAAGGUGCAUGACUUACAUUUUUCUUCAUUGAAUUUUAGCAGCCACUUUUUGUUCCAUUCCUCUAUCUUGGUGAUGUCUUCUUGCAUGAAAUCCCCAGUCAAGGGGUUAAUGUCAGUUGUAAAUCAUCAUUAUAUCCUAUGGAGUAUCAUUUUCUUGUUUGGUUGUGUGUGUGUGUGUGUUCCCCUGCAGAGCCUGACGGUUGGCCAGGUGCUGCUGGGCUGUGUGUUGGAGGAGAGGGACUAGGAGCUGGUGGUGAGUCUGCCCCAUAAGCUGGUGGGCAGCAUCAGCCUGGCAAACAUCUCUCGGCCCUACACGGCUCCUCUGUCCAAGCUGAAGGAUGAUGAGGAGGGGGAGGAGGAAAUCCAGGCCCUGCAGGAGCUGUAUCAGCCAGGCCAGCAUGUGGUGUGCAGUGUGGUGUCCAUCGAGAAGGUCAACAACAUGACCUGGGCCUCUCCGGUGCCCAAUGCUGCCAGACUUCAACAUACUGCCUCCUGCACCAACCAGUAACCUUCAGUCCUCCUCUCCCUCCCUGUCCACAGUGAGUCUCACACUAAUGCCCAAUGAGGCGAACUUUGGCAUCUCAGCAUCGUGCCUGGAGAAGGGUCUGGUGCUGCCCUGUGCUGUGGCCAGCCUGGAGGACAAGGGCUAUGUCAUGGACACAGGCAUUCCCAAGAUCAAGGCAGUGUUCCUCAAGAGGGAGGACACGGAUAAGGCUCACACUUGGGUGUGCAGUGUGUUACGCUGCGUCCUAACAAACAUCUUUGGGAGGGACACCAAAGACAACCUGCGCCUGACCCUCAGUGCCAACCCCAAGGCUCAGCAACCCUGGACCUAAGCCACACCACCAAUUUGGCACUCCUGCUCCCGGGCACUGCCGUCAACACUACCAUCUCAAAGAUACGAGGCGACGCGCUCA